AUGACCAAACUAUUGCAGGCUCUUCAAAAGCUCAAGACCUUAUUGGGUUACAAUAUCCAAAACCCCAAGACACCAUGCCCCUUUUCCAACACUUGCCAAUGGAUCUUUAAGGAUCCGAAGUUCAAGAACUGGCUUGCAUCCCACGAUGCAAAAGAACCAUGUGCCCGUCUUCUCACGAUUUUUGGCGAUCCAGGCUCUGGAAAAACAGUCUUGAUGAACUCCAUUGUGGAAAGAUUCCGCCAGGAACCGUCCCUCCUCUCCACCACGGAUGGCGAAGCACCGAUUGUGCUGUACCAUUCCUACAAUGGCCCUAGGAAUAUCUGGCCAUUCUCCCACGCUUACAUGCUCUAUAGCCUGUGUCAGCAGCUUGUCCAAGCACACAAACUCAAAGGGAAAGAAUACGCUCUACCGGACCCCCUAGGUUGGUUCAACUCAAACCUCGAUCGUUUUACCACCCUAUUGAUAGCCAAUCCGGGGUCCUAUUACAUCUUUCUGGAUGGCCCAUCUGGGUUUGACAUGAAGUGCCCGAUCGGGCCUUCGCAUGACUACAAGACCGACGACUUCCUAAAGUCCUUGGACACGACGAGGCUAAGGAACCCGAGUGGGAAACUGGACAUCAAGAUCUGUUACGCCUGCAGACCCGAAGGCCGGUUCCGAGACAUCUUAGAGAUGGACCCAAACAUGCCUACGGGACUGAAGAUGGAGCGCAAGAACAACACCGACAUAGAAGAAUUCUGGGCCGAACACCAAGAGCUCCUCGAAAACCCACCCAGUAUGGAAGACAUGUGGUACCAGAAUGGGAAGAUCAAGGACACGUAUCGAUUCUUUCCAUGGCUGCAAUAUGAGAUCUACCUACUCAAGAAGCAGCAUAAGCCCUCGAUGUUAACCGCCAAAGACGACAUGGAGCAAGAAAUGUGUCGAAAGUGGUACCGCACCAUGCUACACGAAGCGACUUAUAACUUUCAGCCGGAACGGCUCGAGAAACUCUCUGUCUACAUCAACCGGAUCCUCGCGCACGACGUCGAACCACUGAGAACUCUUCGUGCCGACCGUCCAUUCACGCUUCUGGAGUUCACCCUGGCUGACCUGGAAGACGUUAAACCAAGCGAAGUUGACAACGAGGAGUUCGUCGAAGCUGCUUGCAAAGAGAUGUCUAGGAUGACCAAUCAGAAACUCCAUCCGUUCAUCGUCGUCUCACCGCCAAACCCAAAUAUAGUCCUACAACGACAACCAGAGAUAUAUCGAAACGAGAUUCAUCGACUGUCGGUCAUGACUGUCACCCUCCUCUAUCACAGUAUGAGUGACUUCUUCCUGAACACCGAAGAAGGGAGAGCUUUCCUGGGGUUGGAUCAAACCAAGAAGGAUGACUGA
This is a messenger RNA of Sordaria macrospora k-hell, 1371 nucleotides long. RefSeq lists its product as uncharacterized. The record is from RefSeq and is a predicted model, not a curated record. NCBI's taxonomy places the organism in Eukaryota, Fungi, Ascomycota, Sordariomycetes, Sordariales, Sordariaceae.